Messenger RNA from Gossypium raimondii (Peruvian cotton), 1517 nucleotides. RefSeq names its product DNA topoisomerase 6 subunit A. Gene Ontology annotation, biological process: DNA topological change; meiotic DNA double-strand break formation; meiotic DNA double-strand break processing. Gene Ontology annotation, molecular function: DNA binding; DNA topoisomerase type II (double strand cut, ATP-hydrolyzing) activity; ATP binding. Lineage: Eukaryota; Viridiplantae; Streptophyta; Magnoliopsida; Malvales; Malvaceae. Bases 136 to 1389 code for a protein of 417 amino acids. The record is from RefSeq and is a predicted model, not a curated record. Gene Ontology annotation, cellular component: nuclear chromosome. The transcript has a single exon.
UUUAUGCGCUUCUCUCCGUUCAAGAACAACUGACUGGCAAGCCCUAGCUACUAGCUAGCCCUUGCAUUUAUUUCGUCACUCAUUUCCCAAUUUCCCGCCUUUUACUUGGGUAUCUUCCCUCCACAGUCCAUCUCCAUGGCCGACAAGAAGCGCCGCCGUGCCGACUCUGACUCCGAUUCAGCGUCCCAGCCUUUCAAGAACCUUCUCAAAUCGGAUGCCCAGAUCCUCCAAAUCCUCAAAUCCGUCACCUCCUCUUCCUCUUCUUCCACUUCCAAACCCUUAACCCUAGCCGACCUGGCCCUCUCCGCCACCUGCCGGGAAGUGUCCGACCUCUCACUCUCCUCCGUCCAAUCCACCAUCGAAUCCCUCGUUCUCCAGCUCACCCACCAAAUCCUCUCCGGCCAAGGCUUCUCCUUCACCGUCCCUUCCCGUUCUUCCUCCAACCAACUCUACGUCCCCGAACUUGACCGCAUCGUCUUAAAAGACAAAUCCACCGUCCGCCCUUUCUCCCACAUCUCCUCUGUACGCAAAACCACUAUAACCGCCAAGAUCCUCUCUUUAGUCCAUCAACUCUGUCUCAAAAAUAUUCACGUCACCAAGCGUGACCUUUUCUACACAGACGUUAAGCUCUUCCAAGACCAGGUUCAAUCCGACGCUGUUCUGGACGACGUUUCGUGUAUACUUGGCUGCACUCGGUCCAGUCUCAACGUAAUCGCUGCGGAAAAAGGAGUGGUCGUUGGGAGACUUAUUUUUAGUGACAACGGAGAUAUGAUCGAUUGUACUAAAAUGGGAAUGGGAGGAAAAGCAAUUCCUCCUAACAUUGAUCGAGUCGGAGAUAUGCAGAGCGAUGCAUUGUUUAUUCUGUUGGUAGAAAAAGAUGCAGCUUAUAUUAGAUUAGCUGAAGAUCGGUUUUACAAUCGGUUUCCUUGUAUAAUUGUGACUGCAAAAGGGCAGCCGGAUGUGGCUACAAGGUUGUUUUUGAAGAAAAUGAAGAUGGAGUUGAAGCUUCCAGUGUUGGCAUUGGUUGAUAGUGAUCCGUAUGGAUUGAAAAUUUUGUCUGUGUACGGGUGUGGAUCGAAAAACAUGUCUUAUGACAGUGCAAAUUUGACUACCCCGGAUAUCAAGUGGUUGGGGAUAAGGCCAAGUGAUUUGGAUAAGUAUAAGAUACCAGAGCAAUGUAGGUUGCCAAUGACAGAACAGGAUAUUAAGACUGGGAAAGAUUUAUUGGAGGAAGAUUUUGUGAAGAAGAACCCUGGGUGGGUUGAGGAGUUGAAUUUGAUGGUGAAGACUAAACAGAAGGCGGAGAUUCAGGCAUUGAGUUCGUUUGGGUUUCAAUACUUGUCUGAGGUUUAUUUGCCAUUGAAGUUGCAGCAGCAGGAUUGGCUUUGAGCAGGAGAGGUAAGAACUCAGAAUGUGGAAUUUGUUGUUUAAGGUUUAUGUACGAGAACUUGGAAAUUUGUUCAAUGUUCACUUUUCGUGAAGAUAGUAAUAGUUGGAUUUCAUGUGUUGUUAUUUUA